AUGUUAGCUGCUGCUCCACGAGAUGAUAGGGACAUUAUGAACGAAAAGGCCGACAGUAUUCUACACGGUUUUAAAUUAAAUUGGAUGAAUUUGCGUGAUGCGGAAAGUGGUAAAGUUUUAUGGCAGAGCACCGAAGAUAUGGCUGAUCCCAACUGUGUGCAUGAAGCACAUGUUCCCAAAAGCAUCCUGAAAUGCCGCACGGUUUCGCGAGAAAUCAAUUUCACUUCUGCUCAAAAGAUUGAUAAGUUCCGCCUAGAACAACGAGUAUUUCUGAAGGAAAACAUCAUAGAAGGUAGGGUGUCAGUUUUUACGUAAUC
Molecule: messenger RNA, 317 nt
Organism: Strongylus vulgaris
Lineage: Eukaryota; Metazoa; Nematoda; Chromadorea; Rhabditida; Strongylidae
Source: the annotation of a GenBank genome assembly